Messenger RNA from Malaclemys terrapin pileata, 5286 nucleotides. RefSeq names its product zinc finger protein 501-like. Gene Ontology annotation, biological process: regulation of transcription by RNA polymerase II. The transcript is spliced from 3 exons. Gene Ontology annotation, molecular function: DNA-binding transcription factor activity, RNA polymerase II-specific; RNA polymerase II cis-regulatory region sequence-specific DNA binding. The record is from RefSeq and is a predicted model, not a curated record. The coding region runs from base 287 to 1393 and encodes 368 amino acids. NCBI's taxonomy places the organism in Eukaryota, Metazoa, Chordata, Testudines, Emydidae.
CGGCUCCUUACUUCCGCUCUGAGAAGAAUCAGGAACUAAUCCGCCCUCUCCAGCUCAGGAUAUUGGGGUUGAGCUUCCUGGGUCAGACGCUGCUGCCUGCGUUGUGAUCUGGGAGCCCAGACUGAGCAGCUGCUGCUUCCCUGGUGGGGUCUGGGCUUGGAAGUGACUUGGAGUGAAGCUUCCUCUGUGCCCAGACAAAGUGAGGACUUUCUCCAGUUGUAAUUAGCUCCAUGGGCCAGCUCUAGGCUCUGCCCACAUCAACAUCUGAGCCAGAUAUUCCAGGUGAAUGAGGAUGGUGAAUGAGACCAUGGAUCAGAAUCCUCAGCAGGAAGAUGAGGAGGAAGUGGAACCACAUGGAGUGUUACUGCAAAGAUGCAAAGAGAGUGUGUCCAGGAGUUGUGAGCAGGAAAAAGCCUGUGAGAGUCAGUACUGGCCAGAGAAGCAGCAGGGAAACCAACCAAUGCAGAAAACUGGUCAAUCUGUUAAUUAUCAGGGAAAUCAGAAACACAACAAGAAUACCAUGGCCCAGCAGGUUAUCCUCAAGGGAGAGAGAAAUAACACAUGCACUGACUGUGGGAAAAAGUUCAGUAAGCGAGCACAUCUUAUUAUCCAUCAGAGAAGCCACACAGGGGAGAAACCCUAUGAAUGCUGUGAAUGUGGGAAAACCUUCGCUCAGAGCUCAAACCUUACUACACAUAAAAGAAUCCACACAGGCGAGAAACCCUAUGAAUGCUGUGAGUGCGGGAAAUCCUUCACUGAUCACUCAACCCUUAUUAGUCAUCAGAGAAUCCACACAGGGGAGAAACCCUAUGAAUGCUGUGAGUGUGGGAAAUCCUUCUCUCGGAGCUUACACCUUAUUCAACAUCAGAGAAUCCACACAGGAGAGAAACCCUAUGAAUGCUAUGAGUGUGGGCAAACCUUCGCUCAGAGUUCACAGCUUAUUAGACAUCAGAGGAUCCACACUGGGGAGAAACCCUAUGAAUGCUGUGAAUGUGGGAAAACCUUCACGGGUAGUUCAAACCUUAUUAAUCAUCAGAGAAUCCACACAGGGGAAAAACCCUAUGAAUGCUAUGAGUGUGGGAAAACCUUCACUGAUAGCUCAACCCUUAUUAGCCACCAGAGAAUCCACACAGGGCAGAAACCCUAUAGAUGCUGUGAGUGUGGGAAAACCUUCUCUUGGAGCUCAGCUCUUAUUCAACAUCAGAGAAUCCACACAGGGGAGAAACCCUAUGAAUGCUGUGAGUGCAGGAAAACCUUUUCUCAGAGCUCAGCCCUUAUUCAACAUCAGAGAAUCCACACAGGGGAGAAACCUUACGCAUGUUGUGAGUGCGGGAAAACCUUUGCUCAGAGCUCAAAACUUAUUAGACAUCAGAGGAUCCACAGAAGAGAGUGACCCCAUGAAUUUUAUGAAUAUGGCAAGUUCUUAUAUCUGAACACAGCCUUUAUUUAUCAUUAGAGAUACUGCAAGGGAGAUAGACCAUACAAACCCCGUCUAGAGCUGAGAAAAGAUUGUUUUCCUUUCACUAAUUCCCACAUAGUGAAAUUUAAGGCAUAAUUUGCGUCCCUGUGAUCUUUCAGUUCCCCCAGAUGAGUUGUCUGCUUUUCCCUGCUGUAGCACAUCCUCCCUUGGGGAGAACCCCAGAGUCUUUAUGAUCAACUGCUUUGUUCUAUGUUGUGGAAGUGUGUCUCCCUCAAACAAGAAUGUCUGUCACCUCCAGGUGGGGGAACCAGGAGUGACCUCAACUAGGGACAUGGAGGUUUAAUGUACUUGGGCCUUGAUUCCACUAGGAUUUAGCUAGCUUCAAUUAGUGAUCUUGAUAUAAAAACAAAGUUUUUUUCAAUUAAAAAGAUAGUCCAUUUAUAGUGGUUAUGGUAAUUUAGCAAAUUUUGCGAAGACUUGACAUAACAUCCAUCACUUUUCCUAGUGUAAACAAAUUUGGUGCAUCCCAUAUAUACUUUUCCUCCCACUGCAAAGCAAUUGUUGGUCACCACAUUCCCCCACUAUGGACAGAUUGUCUGAUUCCCAGUUGUUUUCACAUUGCACUGGGUUCUGUUAAACGUUUUUGUACCAUUUUUCUCAUUUUAAAUGUAUAUAAAUAUAACAAAGAGAAGGAGCAGGAUUAGGGAUAGGAAAAUAAGUUUUUUCAACCUCCGUGACACCUGAAGAAGAAGUGGUGAGUCGCAAGGAUUCCCCCUUUCCGAAUUACUCCAGCAGUGUUUUUCUCUUUGAGCCAGAAUUUAUGUUUUCCACUUUCUACACCUCCACCUCUCACUGUGUCUUAUGAUUCAGUGUUCUCAGCCCUCUGCUUGGGAAUAACACUUAGAUUUGAUCCUAAAACAUAGUGAUUUAGGGCCUGAGAUGAAAGUGUCACAGACCUGGAAGGGGAAUUUGAAUGGAUCUCAAAUGCAGGAUAAUCAUUUGGAGUUCAAAUCUCAGUUUCCAACUAUUGGCAAAGCCUCUUCUCAGAUUUUUCCUAUUGAGAUGGAAUUGUUUGCAGAUGGAGAGGUUGUUUUUUUCCCCCAUUAUGAUGAUGCUAGAAGUUUUGUAAAUGAUACAACUCAAUAGUAACGAGUGAAGCAGGUUUCAAUGGAUCAGAAGAGAAUGUAAUGGGAGAAUCUCUUGUCUUGAUUCUGAGUCAUCACCUUUAACUUGCUCUGGAAUUUCUAGUUAUAUGAAACUGGAUGUAUCUUAUACCUCUCUCUGUUGUGGGUUUUUCCUCUUUUUUGAGGGCCAUUUGGUCCCAUAACCAGAUAUUAGUUUGACUUGCCUGACUAUAGCUCAGAUUGAUUGGGGACUUUGACAAAAUGACAAUUUAUUCAAAUAGUCUUUUCUUAUUUUAUUUUUGCUUUUCCCUGCCCCCUCCGUGAUGAGAAGGAGAAACUUCAAGUGCAGUUCAAUCAAACAGGAGAGAAUACUCCAAGCUUUUGGACAUGCUGCCAACUGUUUUUACAUCUCCCAUCUGAAAUGGUGAACAACAGCACACCCCAAAUUGUGCAACUAACUGAAAUAACUGGAUACAAUCAGAGUGUUGUUCAGCUGUUUAGGUCAAUAUUGUCUCACAUGAUUUGGGGAGAGAAGUCCACAGUAAGUGACUAGGAACUAGGCAAAAGGUACAUGUGUUUGUUUCCCAAGGCAAUUCUGACCCAGGCUCUUGUGACAGACUAUAUCCCAGUGCUCACACCCUACACACUCUUGCAGUAAUUUUAGUACAAGGCAUGGAGACAUUACACUCCAUAUCCUUUAUGAAAAUAUGCUUAUGAUAUGGAUAUGACAUAACUGAGAUAUACUUUCUGCAAGAUGGCUCAUGGAAGAUAUCAUUUGAUAGGUUAUGAUUUACUGAAUGUGAUUAUCCAAUGUGUAUGCAUGUAUCAUUUCUGUAUCUAAAGUUAGGAAUAUCAACUAUGUAAUAAUUACAACUGGGAGUGUAUUGGGAAGACACCCACCAGAUGAUAGGCCAUCAGAUUUGAUGGGCCAUUAGGAAGACACAACAAGACUAUAAAGAUACUAAUCUCUCUCCUUCCUGGGAUGUAGCUGUGACGGUGCUAGAUCAGGUGGUCUUGUCUCCUGAUACUAAACAUUAUCUUGGACUUCUUGUAACUUUCCACUACAAGGAGAAGGAGUGUCAAGUUUGGGAAGCAAAAGAUUCCUGGUUUAUGUAAAUCUUAGGGAAGGGUGGGGAGGAGGGCAAACGAGACUCUCCUCCAUUGCCUUCCCAAGAAGGAGGACUGCUGAAAGUACCUGGAGGAACAAAGGAACUGACCUGAAGGGAAAGGCAGGGGAGAGUCCAGACUGAGGCAGGGUUCUGGUCUGUAAGAAGAAAUAAUUGGGACUCUGAGCUACAGAAACUCUUCAUCCUGCCUAAUUCAACAUUUAGGGUAAGAAAUUACAUUCUGUAUCCUGUUUCUUUAGUGAAUCAAACUUAGUUUGUGUGUUUUGUUUUAUUUGCUUAGUAAUCUGCUUUGAGCUGUGUAUCUCUUAUACUCACUUAAAAUCUAUCUUUCUGUAGUUAAUAAAGUGACUGUAAGAGAUAGCAAACAGCUCAAAGCAGAUUACCUAACAAACAAGAAACUGCAAACUAAGCCUAAUAUACUAGGUAGAUAGGAUUUGAAUUAGCAAGUUCUCACCCUGACUGAUGAUACAAGCAGUCCACCAAGUUUCCAUACACAGGUUCGAAUCCCUUUAGCCUGAGACCAGCACUUCCCCCAGUUCAGUCUUUUUUCCUCAGAUGUUUCCAAGAGUUCUCUUGUGUGGGGAGUGAGGCCCAGAGAUUAUGUCACUCCUCAUUUUAUGUAGUUUUUCCAUAUGAUGGGAAUCCUUUGUUUAAAGCUAUGUUCGCAACCCAGUUUGUCGAAAAAUAUAGGUACCAAAAUGGAGCUCAGUGUCAUGUGGUCUGGUCACAUGCCCUUGCCUGCCUUGCUGAGUCAUAGCAGACAUUACUCAUAGACUGGUGCCUUCUCAGGAAGGCUAAACCCUUCCAUGCGCCAUUGUCUUUGUUGAUGAGCCAUCACCACUUGUCUAGCUUCUACAUUGUUGUGCCUGAAAGGCUAGGUCUGGAUUUUACCCAGAGUAAGCACAUUUGAAAUACAGAUACCUAGUCAAUAUUCAUAAUGCCAGAUACAAAAAUGAUACAUGCAUACAAAUAAGAUAAUCAUAUUGAGCAAAUCAUAACUUUUCCAUAGAUACCUUACCUGUACAUAUUUUGUACAAGAUGCAUUAUAACUAUGUCUUAAUCAUAUAAUGAUACCACUAUGAUGAAUAUGGGGUGCGGUGUCACAGUGGUGAAGCCUUGCAAGAGACAGGCUGUGAUCAGAAGUCAAGCUCUGCCUGCAUGCAGGCGUUCAGAAUCUGUCAAGAACAGGGAUUGUAUUGCAAAAACAUACACAUUCCUGAGAAGUGUUAGGCACAGGACAUUCACACACACACAUUCCAGAAGGAUGGUACCAGGACCCCCUGACCUCUCUUAAAGAUAUGGUCAGGAUGACAGUGUGAUGUAUAGAGAUGAUUUGAUUGAACCAACAUGUACAAGACAAAGAGUGGUUACUGACCAUGUCAGAGGGGUAGUAACUGGCUCGUCAGAGGGGCAAUAUGAAACUUGUUUGUAUCAGUGUACAAAAUAGUCUCAGAUGAAGUGUCUUUGGCCAGUCUAGGUGAAGUGGAAAGUCCCACCACUGACUGAGCUGGUCCAUUGUGAUGAGCAUACAUGUGGUAGUGGUUCCUGUAGAGUCUACAGGAUACUAGGACUGUGCUUCAUUAAUAAUAAAGUUGGCUGGGUGCUUUCACAUUCA